Phyllostomus discolor (pale spear-nosed bat) is the source of this 3885-nucleotide messenger RNA. RefSeq names its product motile sperm domain containing 2 (gene MOSPD2). The transcript has 15 exons. Bases 170 to 1726 code for a protein of 518 amino acids. Lineage: Eukaryota; Metazoa; Chordata; Mammalia; Chiroptera; Phyllostomidae. The record is from RefSeq and is a predicted model, not a curated record.
UGAUUGGGCAGAUUGGCUACACCUCCACCCGCCUUCCGGUGUCACGCGACCGCCUCCGCCUCCCACCCUUCCCUGUCUACAGCCGGGCUGGCCUGGCCGAUGAGGAUAAAUUGGGACGGCGGUCGGGGAAGUGAGGAGUCUGACUGCCGUCAGGUCUGCGUCCGCGACCAUGGCCGAGUGUCAAGCUCAGAAUAAAGCCAAGCUCAUCUCUGAGACCCGACGGAGGUUCGAAGCUGAGUAUGUGACAGACAAGCCAGAUAAAUAUGAUCCCCGUGACGUGAAAAGGCUACAACAAGAUGAUAACUGGGUUGAAAGUUACUUAUUUUGGAGACAUGAUGUUGUCGAUGAAACACUGAAGAUGCUUGAUGAGAGUUUUCAGUGGAGGAAAGACAUGGCCGUCAACGAUCUGACUGAAUACUCUAUUCCCAGAUGGUUAUUGGAGAUUGGAGGCAUCUAUCUCCACGGUUAUGACAAAGAAGGGAACAAGUUGUUAUGGAUCAGGGUGAAGUAUCACAUAAAAGACCAUAAAACCAUCCUGGACAAAAAGAAGCUUAUCGCCUUCUGGCUGGAACGUUAUGCUAAGAGAGAGAAUGGAAAACCCAUAACCGUGAUGUUUGACCUGUCAGAAACUGGGAUCAAUAGCAUAGACAUGGAUUUUGUACGCUUUAUCAUCAACUGCUUUAAGAUUUAUUACCCUAAAUACCUCUCAAAAAUAGUGAUCUUUGAUAUGCCUUGGAUAAUGAACGCUGCUUUCAGAAUUGUGAAAUCCUGGCUGGGCCCAGAAGCAGUGAGUUUGUUGAAGUUCACAAGUAAAAAUGAAGUCCAAGACUAUGUCAGUGUAGAAUUCCUGCCUCCCCACAUGGGUGGAACUGAUCCAUUCAAGUACAGCUAUCCACCACUAGUAGAUGAUGAUUUUCAGACGCCAUUGUGUGAAAACGGGCCUAUUGCCAGUGAGGAUGAAGCGUCAAGUAAGGAAGAUAUAGAAAGUGAUGGCAAAGACACCUUGGAAACAAUUUCCAAUGAAGAACAAACAUCUCUUCUGAAAAAGAUAAACAUAAGCGAACCUACUUCCAAAGCAGAAGAAAAUGAAAAAGUUGAUUCCAAGAUAAAAGCUGUCAAGAAACCAUUGAGUGUGUUUAAAGGGCCCUUAUUACACAUCAGCCCAGCGGAAGAACUGUAUUUCGGAAGUGCAGAAUCUGGAGAGAAGAAAACUUUAAUAGUGUUGACAAAUGUAACCAAAAAUGUAGUGGCAUUUAAGGUGCGAACAACCGCUCCAGAAAAAUACAGAGUCAAGCCGAGCAACAGCAGCUGUGACCCCGGUGCCUCGGUGGAUAUCAUUGUGUCUCCCCACGGGGGUUUAACGGUGUCCGCCCAAGACCGGUUUCUGAUAAUGGCUGCAGAAAUGGAGCCGUCGUCCGGCUCGGGCCCCGCAGAAUUGACGCAGUUCUGGAAAGAAGUGCCCAGGAACAAAGUGAUGGAGCACAGGUUAAGAUGCCACAUUGUUGAAAGCAGUAAACCAAACACUCUCACAUUAAAAGACGGCGCUUUUAACGUGUCAGAGAAAACCAGUGAAGAUAUGUGUCUACAACUCAAUCGUUUACUAGAAAGCAAUAGGAAGCUUGAAGACCAAGUUCAGCGUUGUAUCUGGUUCCAGCAGCUGCUGCUUUCCUUAACAGCGCUCUUGCUUGCUUUUGUCAUCUCUCUCUUCUAUUUGUUGUACAGUUAAAGGAGUGGCGCUCGGUAGGGAACGCGGUUCUUCCAUCCAUUAGUUGGAAAGAGUGAGGCCCAGCCCUUCACCACGCUACUAACAGUGUCACGUUGUCUGUGCUUCCUAAGAGGAAAUGUGUGGCAAGUUUAGAGGGGAACAGAUACGUGUCUUGAAAGUAAACUGGUAAAAUACAGAAACACUGAAGAAAUUGGUAAGAGUCUAGCUAGUUAGUAAAAUAAGUAAAGGCCUAUCCAUUGUGUAAAUUCAUAGUUUAGAUCUAACUUAUUUUUCCCUUUCGAUUUGAGUACUUUCAAAGCUUGAGUUUUAUCGUGUGAGUAUACAGAACUGAGAAGUAUAACAUGCUUUGUCGCAGCCAAAAAAAAAAUGUAAUCUGCUUUUUUAUGACAUGAUUAUUAGAGUUGAGCCAACUUACUAGCUUUUCUAUGCUGUGUAUAUAGAACGUGUAUAUCGGGGGGGACAUGCAGAGUAAUUUCUGUAAUCAUGACUUUGUAAUUUUGAGAACUACUUCCAGAUGCUAGUCAAUAACCUUUUGGAAUGUAAAACUAUUUAAUGCCAAACAACCUUUUGCCUUUGUUUCGUAUCCGUCUUCCUUAACAGCCUGCCUUCUAUUAACCUUGGACUUUUUUAUGAACACUCAUUGAGGUAGAAAUUUGGAAGGCUGAGUUUGGUUGGAUUUCCUGUGUUCCGCUCUUUCAUAUUGUUUACCGUGUCUGGCCCCUGACCUGCUCCCUUCAUUUAUUUAAAGCCCUGAUCAUCUUCUAUUGCACUAUCUUCACCCUAUUUUCUUAAAUGAAGGGAGUUAGGAUAAAAAUUUUUUGCAAAGUUAGCGUUUAAGAUUCAUAGCAGUAUAAUUCUUUUCCAUUUCCGUUCCUUGUUACAAGUCAGCCAUGGAGAGGGAACUUGACAAAAGACUGGAGUAUCUAUGAGGAUGGGGAAAAAAGAAAAAUCAAAACUCAGGUGUCAGCUCUCCCUAUAAGAGUGGAAAACAUAACUCAUGAUCCAUUUAAAGCCUUCAGACCGGGGCUCGGUGACUGGCCUGAUGCCCUGCCCUUUGCACAGUAACACCCAGGAUGGCUCCCGGGUUCCUAAAUAGAAACACCAUGCCAGGAGCAGAGGCUCCGAAUUAGUUCGUUCUCGUUAACAUGACCGGUUCCGGUCCAUGUGGGUUCACACCUAAAACCUCCUUCCUAUGAAAAGAGAAAUAGUCUGCCUGUAAAAUGAAUUUGGAGUUUUGAUUGAGCCAUGUUUGGAGAUAUUAUUUUUAUUCUGAAAUGUAGUGCUGGUGGCUUUCAUCUAGAGAAGUUGAUUCCAAAAGUGAGUUCUGAAGAACCAUAUAAUAGAGUCCCUUCACAACGGGCCUAUGAAAUCGAACCUUAAAAGGACACUGGUCUGAUACUUUGUCUUAAUGUGGGUUUUUCUGUUUCAGUUUGCCAACUCCAGACGCGAAAGUGACUGCAGCCCACCCUAAGUACUGCCCAUAGCCGCCCCUCUGUGUCUGUGCACAGCGGUUUCCCCUUACACGUUAGAUUCCUGGCUUUAAUAUAAUCCGAUCCCCAAAUGUAUGCCUUUUGUUCCUCGGCCAAUAAAUGAGGGAAUAAUUUAGUCAAAAUUGGAAAUGCAUUGUCCUAACAGUGUCCCUUUAACGUUUCAUAUAAAAAUUACAUUGACGUACUAACACGUUCUUCCCUGACAUCUGGGCAGUUGAAUUUCACAACAUAUCUUGUUAACAUCUGUGUGUGUGUUAAAUGUGACUAAGCAAAAUGACAGAUUUCAUCUACUAUGAAAUCAAAGGCAUCUAAACUUCUGCACUUGUAUUGAUAAAUCUCUAUAUUUCCAUUUGAUUUUAUUCUGUCUUCCUUUUAUUUAAUUACAUUUGUAUGAUUAUUUGUGGUACUCUAUAAUUAUUUUAUUUUGAAUCAAGUCAUUAUGUUUUUAUGACCAAAUGACCAAGAACCAACAUACAGGUUUAGAUUGUUUUCACUUGACGAUGGUAAUUAAUAGAUUUUGCAUGAACAUAUUAAUGAGAUAUCAUUAGUUUGAUCUGCAAGUAGCCUAAAAAUGCAAUUGCUGGUAAAUCUAGCCUCAAAUUUCAUAAUAAUAGCAUAACUUUUUAUAUCUUGCCAUUAAUUUUGACUGGGUUUAAUAGCACUUUAUUG